Molecule: messenger RNA, 720 nt
Organism: Cladophialophora yegresii CBS 114405
Lineage: Eukaryota; Fungi; Ascomycota; Eurotiomycetes; Chaetothyriales; Herpotrichiellaceae
Exons: 2
Coding region: 1-720 (239 amino acids)
Biological process (GO): attachment of spindle microtubules to kinetochore
Cellular component (GO): DASH complex; spindle microtubule
Source: RefSeq, a predicted model, not a curated record
AUGACUCUCCUGGCAAGCCACCUGGAGCAAAUCGCUGCGUCUGCGAAGGCCAUCACCGAGUUGGAGUUCCCUCCGCCGAAAAGAUUCACCAACGCCUUGCUAAGCAAUUCUGAAAUCACUACCUUGAUUCGCGAUACCGAAGCUUACGAGCGCGCACUGUUUUCCCUUGAUCACAAUGCUGUCGCCAGAAGUCGCCAGCAAACAAAUAACCCAGACGCUGGCUCGAAUGGCCACAAAAGUGGUUUUAAUGCCUCUCAUCCGUUGAAACAGUCAGCGGUCACUCUAGUACUCGGAACUGAUAUGCUGCGAGAAAUAAGACUAUCAAGCAAUGCGCGAGCACAUGGCGGAGUCAACGUUGAAGUCCUUCUCCGUGGUGCAGAAAAGCUUUGUGAGGUAUACAGCGUUGCAGGAGCCUCGCAAAAGAUUCGCGCACUCCGCAACCGUCAUAAAGAACUCGCCGCUUCUAUUACCGUGCUUGAAACGAAGGUGCUCAAGCAACAGUCACUCUUAGAGCGCAGGCAUCCCACCUGGGACCCGGACAAUGCAGGAGAUGAGAAUGAUAGGGAACACGACUUUGUGAACAAUGACAAGCACGCGGUCUUAACCGAGGACGAUUUCCAGCUCGAAGAGGAGGAGAUCCAAGAAUUAGAAGCAAGGAAGAAAGCUUUAGAAGAUCGUGUCUCGGGCAUGGAAAGAGACCUUGGUGGACUUCUCAAAUGA